Molecule: messenger RNA, 1077 nt
Organism: Linnemannia hyalina
Lineage: Eukaryota; Fungi; Mortierellomycota; Mortierellomycetes; Mortierellales; Mortierellaceae
Source: the annotation of a GenBank genome assembly
AUGGCUCAGUCGUACAGUCCAUUCCCCGAAGGCAAGCUGUCUGAUCUGGCAACCACUGCCCAGGAAUCCAAGGUCGUGAUCUCGGAAAAGAGCGAGCAGUCGCUCAAAGACCUUGCCUUUGGUUCGAUCGCGGGUGUGGCAGGCAAGUUUGUCGAGUUCCCCUUUGACACCGUCAAGGUCCGCCUCCAGACUCAACCUCUGGACCACCCCAUCUUCAAGGGUCCCUUCGAUUGCUUCCGUCAGACAAUCAGAAACGAGGGCUUCCUCGGCCUGUACAACGGCUUGUCAUCUCCUCUUGUCGGUGCUAUGCUCGAGAAUGCCGUGCUCUUUGUCGGAUACAGACGUGCUCAGGACAUGUUGAGGGAAUUCAUUGCCAUCCCCGAUGCACACCAUGCUACCCCAGGAGCUGAACCCGCCCCCCUCAGCAUCCCCAUGCUCUGCCUUUCUGGAGGUAUCUCGGGCGUGUUUGCAUCGAUGGUCUUGACCCCUGUGGAGUUGGUCAAGUGCAAGUUGCAGGUCCAGCAGAUAGGACAUUUGUAUACCAAGGCCAGCAAGACCGGACCUACUCCCAAGGCUCUUCACAGUGGUCCUCUCAGUGUGAUCAAGCACAUUUAUACCCAGAAUGGUCUCCGGGGGUUCUACCUCGGACACUUUCCCACUUUUCUCCGCGAGACUGGCGGUGGUGCUGCAUGGUUUGGAUCCUACGAGGCUGUCUGCCGCAUGCUAAUCGCCCGUGCCCAAGCAGUCGCGCCUGCCGGUAAAACGGUCACACAAUCCGAUCUGGCGGCUCCUCAGCUGAUGAUGGCUGGAGCGCUUGCGGGAAUGGCUUACAACUUCAUCCUCUUUCCCGCGGACUGUAUCAAGAGUCAAAUGCAGACACAGGAUGUCCUCCGCAGCCAACGCGGUAGUGCCCCUGCGCCCUCGCUAGGCUUCUUGGCAACAGGAAAAGAUAUCUUCCGUUCCGAAGGUAUCCGUGGUCUGUACCGUGGAUGCGGCAUCACCGUUGCUCGGUCUGCCCCCUCUAGCGCCAUUAUCUUUAUGACAUACGUGAGUAUUGGACCUUUUAGACCAUUUUAG